Centropristis striata (black sea bass) is the source of this 3099-nucleotide messenger RNA. RefSeq names its product major facilitator superfamily domain containing 1 (gene mfsd1). Lineage: Eukaryota; Metazoa; Chordata; Actinopteri; Perciformes; Serranidae. The transcript is spliced from 16 exons. Gene Ontology annotation, biological process: transmembrane transport. The record is from RefSeq and is a predicted model, not a curated record. Gene Ontology annotation, molecular function: transmembrane transporter activity. Bases 7 to 1437 code for a protein of 476 amino acids. Gene Ontology annotation, cellular component: lysosome.
ACGAACAUGGCGGACUUCGAGGAGCGGCGGAGUCUGCUGGGGGACCAGGACCAGGACCCGGACCAGGACCAGGGCUCGUCUACCGGCGGACCGGCGGCGGGGAGACCCGGGAGACCGUUACCGGCCAUCUGCGACCCCAGCCGCCUCCUGCACCGGGUGGUCAUCCUCAUCUUCAUGUGCUUCCUGGGGUUCGGAAGCUACUUCUGUUAUGACAACCCUGCUUCACUUCAGACUCAAGUCAUCCAGGACCUGAACCUGAACACGGCUAAGUUCAUGCAGCUGUACGCCUGGUACUCCUGGCCCAACGUCGUCCUCUGCUUCUUUGGGGGGUUCCUGCUGGACAGGGUCUUUGGCAUCAGGCUGGGAACCGUCCUGUUUUCUCUCUUCGUCUGUGUUGGACAGGUAAUAUUUGCAACUGGAGCUUUGGUGGAUCGAUUCUGGCUCAUGCAGGUUGGACGUUUCAUAUUUGGUAUUGGAGGAGAGUCCUUGGCUGUGGCCCAGAACACCUACGCAGUCAACUGGUUCAAAGGGAAAGAGCUGAAUCUGGUGUUUGGCCUCCAGCUCAGCAUGGCUCGCCUGGGCAGCACAGUGAACAUGAACAUCAUGGGCUGGGUGUACAGCAGAGUGUCUGCUGUGGUUGGUCAUCCUGGAUACACCACGCUGGGAAUAUCACUCAUGAUAGCUGCUGUGACCUGUCUGUUUUCACUCAUCUGUGCCUUGGUGUUGGGAUUCCUGGACAAAAGAGCAGAGAGGAUUCUCCACAAGGAACAAGGAAAAACAGGAGAGGUGAUCAAGCUGACGGAUGUGAAGGACUUCCCCUUCACCCUGUGGCUCAUCUUCAUCAUCUGCGUGUGCUACUAUGUCGCCAUUUUCCCCUUUAUUGGACUGGGACAGGUGUUCUUCAUUGAAAAAUUCAACUUCUCCCCAGCUGAAGCCAGAGCUGUCAACAGUAUUGUGUACAUCAUCUCAGCCCCAGCCUCUCCCAUCCUGGGCUUCAUGGUGGAUAAGACGGGGAGGAAUGUGAUCUGGGUUAUGAUCGCUGUCAGCACCACUCUCUGUGCCCACAUGAUGCUGGCCUUCACCUUCUGGAACCCCUGGAUCGCCAUGUGCCUGCUGGGCGUCUCCUACUCCUUGCUGGCCUGUGCCCUGUGGCCCAUGGUGGCCUUCGUGGUGCCGGAGCACCAGCUGGGGACGGCCUAUGGCUUCAUGCAGUCCAUCCAGAACCUGGGUCUGGCUCUCAUCGCCAUGGCAGCAGGAGCCAUCCUGGACACCAGAGGAUACCUGUUCCUGGAGGUCUUCUUCUGCGUCUGCAUCUGCAUUGCUCUGAUGGCAGUGGUGAUGCUCUACUUUGUGGAUUAUAUGAGAGGAGGACAUCUGAACUGUCCGGCUGCAGGCAGAGCCAGACUCCAGGAAGAAGCCACUACAGACGCAGAAUGAUGAUGAUGAUGAUGAUGAUGAUGAGGGAACACACAUAGCCACGGGCUUUCAGCAGGCUGCACUGUCCACCCCAGAGCUGUCAAUCACCUGCCAGGGGGCGGGACUGUGUACUGACUCCGCCCAGUGCUGUCACCUGUGGCUCCUCCCAUCACAACUGACUGUCUGGCUUAUAACCCAGCCUGUAUUAAUAUCUGAUUAUUAUUAUUAUGUCCUUAUCAGGACUCAGUCCACUGGUCCUCUCUGACCUUCAGACUGACUCCAUCUCUUCAAUAUUCACUCACCACUGACUCUGUGUGUGUGUGUGUGUGUGUGUGUGUGUGUGUGCAGGUGUGUGUGCAGGUGUGUGUGUGCAGGUGUGUGUGUGUGUGUGCACGUUUGUCAAACUUCAGCAUGAAGUUUCAUCAACUGAAGGAAGUUAAAGUUUUUCAAAAGUGUAUUUUAAAUGUUGAGCAGAAAUGGUGGAAAGGUGCCUUUAUAUGAUCAAUACUGCAUGAUUUUUUUUAUAUGCUAAUGAGACUCACAGUAUAGGACUCCUAUAUUAUCAUUCAGUUGUUUUAAAUGUAUAUAGGGGUAACUUUGGGUAUGUUUUUAUAUGUGUAAGGACUCUGUUACUUGCCUUAUUGCAGACGACUCAGCAGUUCAUUAUGUACAUAUCAGUUGUCAGCAUUCACAAUAAUUGCCAACCAAAAUCCUCCUUACUGGACUUUUACUAAGUGAGUUCAUAUUCAAUUUUAAUCAUAUGCAUCGUUGACCUUUUAUGGUGCAUACUCUCAAAGAAAGUGCAUAGCUCUUUGUUUAAAUCUUGAUAGCUCGAUUAUUUUAUUUCUUAAUUUUUUUAUCUGUUCUUCGCUGGUUUCGGAGGUUCAUAAAGAUUUAUUUUCUGUUGCAUCAUCAGAUUGUACAUUACUAUAACGAUACAAAGAUGAGAAAAAGAAGGAGGUACACUUCGGAAUGCAUUUAACCGUGUAAUAAUAUUCACAGUUUCAACUUUUUACAGUGUUUUAUUAAUGUGACCUUUUUAAAGAAUCAGUUCCAAGUAUAAAUAAUGUUUUGUAGGCUGUGUUUUGCUCGUUAAUCAAGCUCAGGUAAUUAAGUUUUUGUAAGCACUGCCCCGAAAUUGUUGCUUGCUUCAUCUGAAAGGUGAAGCAGUAUACUCUUGCACUCUGUUUGACUCUCACCAUUCCAGUAAAGAGGAAAGAGAUGCUUCUCCCUGUUGUUAGCAGGGCUGCAGACAUUCUGACCACUAGUAUCUGUGAUGCUGCAUGUGCUCAGAACUCAAACAGACUUGAAACUUUAAAGCAGAUAGGGCAGUAAAACUCUAAUUUUCCAUUUGGUGUUUAGUUUAUCCAACACAUGUAAGAAGACGGUCAGUAGCCUGAAGUUAGAAUAUUGUGAUUCAGCUGAAACCUGCUGCUCUCCUCACCAGAUACUCUCUGCACUGUGGUGGUGUGGUGGCGUGGCAGUCAUUGAUAACAGAGAAGUUGUGUUUACUGUUACUGAGCUGUGUACAAAGACAUGAUGUGAUGGAGAAAUGACAGAAGAUGCAUUGUAUAAUUAAAAAGAGUGAGGAUAGAAGCCACUUUUUGUAGAAACCAAAUCACGUUUUAUACCAGACUGUGAAUGGAACAAUGACGUUUAAUUAAACAUGAAUAUGUGAAAGCA